This is a messenger RNA of Aureobasidium namibiae CBS 147.97, 597 nucleotides long. RefSeq lists its product as uncharacterized. The transcript is spliced from 2 exons. NCBI's taxonomy places the organism in Eukaryota, Fungi, Ascomycota, Dothideomycetes, Dothideales, Saccotheciaceae. The coding region runs from base 1 to 597 and encodes 198 amino acids. The record is from RefSeq and is a predicted model, not a curated record.
AUGACUGAGAUAUCUUUGUUCGAUGGAGAGCCGAGAACGCCUGCAAGACACGUCGAGAACGGUGUUUCGCGAGCAGAUGCGGAGACCAACUCGACGGUGGAGACUCGUCGAGAGAGUCGACUGAGCGGCGUUCACGUCGAUACUCGAGUAGGAGAAUCUCUUCGGUCUGCAUCCAGAAGAGUCUCACCAUCCGGAACAGCAGAGGAUUCACCAGCUUCAUCGACAUCGAACCACAGUCGACAGGACUCCACUGCAUCGUAUACACCUCUUCGCAGUGCAAGAGGAUCAUUGUCUCUGGGCGGGACUGCCCAUCACUCAGUGCUGUCAAUGAGAUGCUCAUCCGUCAUCAGCAGAGAGGCAUUGGCAUUACCGCUCGCAGACACAGAUACACUUGUACUGGUUCCGGAUGCUGUAGCGAACAGAUCACCUUUGUGUACACGGACCGAUGCAGAGUGCACAGAGCCCCAGACACGACAACAAGUACCCGCCACUCGUCGACGAAGGAAGGGCCGUCGAUAUGUCGAAGUACGCAACACAUCUAUCAUGACCAGUAUACUCUGUGUGCUACUGGUGGUAGCAUUAAGCAUAUGUGAGUAG